This is a messenger RNA of Dermacentor silvarum, 471 nucleotides long. RefSeq lists its product as uncharacterized. Gene Ontology annotation, molecular function: nucleic acid binding. The transcript has a single exon. Lineage: Eukaryota; Metazoa; Arthropoda; Arachnida; Ixodida; Ixodidae. The record is from RefSeq and is a predicted model, not a curated record. Gene Ontology annotation, biological process: DNA integration. Bases 1 to 471 code for a protein of 156 amino acids.
AUGCUCGAGCUCCUUCAUGAUGGGCAUCAAGGCAUCAACCGGUGCAAAGCUGUGGCUUGGGAAUCAGUCUGGUGGCCGGGCAUCAACAACCAGAUGGAGACACUGGUGUCUAACUGCCCCAAGUGUGCCGAAACCAGGGUGCAGCGCUCGGAACCUACGCUACCGUCAACCACUCCAACUCGGUCCAGGGAAGUGGUGGGCGUCGAUCUUUAUCACUUGAACGGCCAGGACUAUCUCCUUCUUGUUGAUUACCGGUCACGCUUCCCGGAGGUCAUCAGCCUGCUCUCGACGUCAACACCUGCUGUAAACAACGUCAUCAAGAGCGUCUUGGCGCGCCACGGGAUCCCGAGACUGGUGCGCAGCAAUAACGGUCCUCAGUUUGCUGCAAGAGAGUUCUCCGCCUUCGCCGUUUCCUAUGGUUUCCGCCACGUCACUAGCAGCCCCCCUUUUCCACAGUCGAACGGAUGGUGA